Messenger RNA from Magnolia sinica, 1524 nucleotides. Its product is annotated as putative disease resistance protein At1g50180. The coding region runs from base 1 to 1524 and encodes 507 amino acids. The record is from RefSeq and is a predicted model, not a curated record. Gene Ontology annotation, biological process: defense response to other organism. The transcript has a single exon. Gene Ontology annotation, molecular function: ADP binding. Lineage: Eukaryota; Viridiplantae; Streptophyta; Magnoliopsida; Magnoliales; Magnoliaceae.
AUGCCUGUUUAUGAGUAUGUUGUUGAGUUACUCGUCCAAAAACUCAAUGACCCAAUCGUUCAGAAAGCUAGUUUCUUUCACAGGGUGGGAGAUGAGGUCCGAUAUAUCCAAGAUGAACUUGAGAUGAUUCGACGCUCCUUACCUGAUGCAUAUGAGAAACAAGGAAGAGAUGAGAGAGUGAAGCUUUGGAUGCAAGACGUGACAGAUGCCGUAUAUGAUCUGGAGGACAUCAUAGACAGAAUGGUCUCCAAAACAGCACCCCAUAGGCAAGGAGGAUUCAUGGGCUCCCUCAACAGGUGUGCUUUAACCUUCAAUAAGUUAAUUGUUCGACGUAAGGUGGCCUUGGAGAUUGAACGGAUAAUGAUUAAAAUCCGUUCAAUCUCCGACGCAAGUUCAGCCUACGGCAUUCAAUGCACAAACUGGGCAGAAGGGACGAGCACUGCCGGCCAAAACCUCAGAGCUCAUCUCAUUGUAGAACCCGAUAUAGCUGGUUCCGACCGAGAAUCGUAUACAUUGGCUGGAUAUCUGACGGAAGACUGGCUUGAGCUCUGUGUUGUUAUUUUGUUAGGAGAGCUGGGUCAUGGUAAAACCACUCUCGCCAGGAGACUCUAUAACGAAUACAGGGAGAAGAAAUUUUUAAAUUCUCGCACUUGGGUUUUUGUUUCACACGAUUAUGAUCUUAAAACUCUUUUGCUGGAAAUCAUAAACUGUGGUAUGGUGCAAUCUGACGUGGAACUCAAGGCGAUGAUGGAAAAGGACAUCGUUGAGCUGACAGAGCACAUUUUCAAUUAUCUGGAAGAUAAAAGAUACCUGAUGGUUUUCGAUGAGAUAUGGGAAAACAAAGCAUGGGAUGAUUUGAAGAAUGCGUUCCCGGAUAAGAAGGAUGGGAGUAGGGUCCUGUUCGUCACACGCAACAGCGACUUAUCUUCACAUCUUCUCACAGUAAGCUGGACCCAUGAAUUAUCCUCUUUAAGUAAUGCAGAUAAGUGGGAAUUAUUUUCGAAGAAAGCAUCAACCCAGAAGCAAGAUAUACCCAAAUCCUUUAAAUUGUUUCUCCAGAACAGCCCACCUCUCGCAAUCGUUGUCAUCGGAGGGCUAUUAUCAAGGAAAGAACGAAAUGAGUGGGAGAAUAUACUCGAAAGCAUCCAGAGCCUCAAUGAAGUAAUAUCUUUGGGCUAUAAAGAUUUGCCCUAUUACUUGAAACCAUGUUUUCUUUACUUGGGCAUUUUUCCAGAAAAUUAUGAGUUCCACCCUAAAAAACUGAUUCAAUGCUGGGUCGCCGAAGGGUUCCUACAACAGAGAGGAAACCACAAAACACCAGAGGAAUUGGGAGAAGAGUUUCUGUUAGAGCUAAUUCAACGAGGAAUGAUCCAAGUUGCAGAAAGAAGCGCAAGCGGGUGUAUCAAAAGAUGCUGCAUCUCUUUUCUAGUGCGCAAUCUCUCCAAUUCAGAGGCUGAGGAAGAGAAUUUUCUCGACGUGUUUCAUGAGCACUCACGUCCCAGGCAGACAGCUACUCAGCAUUGA